CCUCCUCCCAAGGUCCCCUCCUUCUUAGGUCUCCUCCUCCAGACUCUAACGCCGCUAAGUUUCUUCACUCGGGACCGCGCACAGGGCUGUGUGCGCGAGCUGUGUGCCGGUUGCCCGGUUCUCGCUCACAGAUCCCCGGGCUCGGCUGGCCCCGGGCCCUUCGAGACCAUGCUGUGCGAUUGCUGGAGGAGGAGCUGCCGCUCGCCCGAGGAACCCCGGGUGUCCGCCCAGGUCACAGCGCCCCUCGCGUUCCCGCCCUCGCCCGCGUCAUCGGACAGUGGCACCAAGAGGCCUGGGCUGCGGGCACUGAAGAAGAUGGGUCUGACAGAGGAUGAGGAUGUCCAAGCCAUGCUGCGUGGCUCCCGGCUCCUCAAGAUCCGCUCCCGCACGUGGCACAAGGAGCGGCUGUACCGGCUGCAGGAGGACGGCCUGAGCGUGUGGUUCCAGAGGCGCAUCCCGCGCGCGGCUUCGCAGCACAUCUUCUUUGUGCAGCAUAUCGAAGCUGUCCGGGAGGGCCAUCAGUCGGAGGGCCUGCGGCGCUUCGGGGGCGCCUACGCGCCUGCACGCUGUCUCACCAUCGCCUUCAAGGGUCGCCGCAAGAACCUGGACCUGGCUGCGCCCACUGCGGAGGAGGCGCAGCGUUGGGUGCGAGGGCUGGCCAAGCUGCGGGCGCGCCUGGAUGCCAUGAGCCAGAGAGAGCGGCUAGACCACUGGAUCCAUUCCUAUAUGCACCGGGCCGACUCGGACCAGGACAGUAAGAUGAGCUUCAAGGAGAUCAAGAGCCUGCUUAGGAUGGUCAACGUGGACAUGAACGACAUGUAUGCCUACCGCCUCUUCAAGGAGUGCGACCAUUCCAACAAUGAGUGCCUGGAGGGGGCUGAGAUUGAGGCGUUCCUACGGAGGCUGCUGAAACGGCCUGAGCUGGAGGAUAUCUUCCGCCGCUACUCGGGCGAGGACCAGGUGCUGAGUGCCUCUGAGCUGCUGGAGUUCUUGGAAGACCAGGGCGAGGAUGGUGCCACCCUGGCCUGUGCCCAGCAGCUUAUCCGGGCCUAUGAGCUUAACGAGACAGCCAAGCAGCACGAGUUGAUGACGCUGGACGGCUUCAUGAUGUAUCUGUUGUCGCCCGAGGGGGCCGCCCUGAACGUGGCUCACACGUGUGUGUUCCAGGACAUGGACCAGCCCCUGGCUCACUACUUCAUCUCGUCCUCUCACAAUACCUACCUGACUGACUAUCAGGUGGGAGGGACCAGCAGCACAGAGGCCUACAUUAGGGCCUUUGCCCAGGGAUGCCGCUGUGUGGAACUUGACUGCUGGGAGGGGCCGGGAGGGGAGCCCAUUAUCUACCACGGCCACACACUCACCUCCAAGAUCCUCUUUCGAGAUGUGAUCCAAGCCGUGCGUGACCACGCUUUCACGUCGUCCCCGUACCCUGUCAUCCUAUCCCUUGAGAACCACUGUGGGCUGGAACAGCAGGCUGUCAUGGCCCACCACCUUCGAAGCAUCCUGGGAGACAUGCUGGUGACACAGGCCUUGGACUCCCAGAACCCUGAGGAACUGCCUUCUCCUGAGAAGCUGAAGGGCCGCGUCUUGGUGAAAGGGAAGAAACUGCCAGCUGCUCGCAGUGAGGAUGGCCGACUAUUAUCGGACAGGGAGGAUGACGAGGAGGACGAAGAGGAAGCAGAAGAGGCAUUAGAGGCCGCAGAGCAGAAGAAGCGAGGAGCCAAGCAGAUCUCCCCGGAGCUCUCAGCGUUGGCUGUGUAUUGCUGUGCCACCCGCCUGCGGACCCUGAACCCCGGUUCUUUGCCGCCUCAGCCUUGCAAGGUUGGCUCUCUCAGUGAGCGCAGGGCCAGGAAGUUCACCAGGGAGGCAGGGACCAGCUUUGUCAGGCACAACACUCGGCAACUGACCCGAGUGUACCCGCUCGGGCUGCGGAUGAACUCGGCCAACUAUAAUCCCCAGGAGAUGUGGAACUCAGGCUGCCAGCUGGUGGCUCUGAACUUUCAGACUCCCGGCUACGAGAUGGACCUCAACACCGGGCGCUUCCUCAUAAACGGGCAGUGUGGCUAUGUCCUGAAACCUGCUUGCCUGAGGCAACUCCACACGACCUUUGACCCCGAGUGCCCUGGACCCCCCAGAACGACUCUGACAGUCCAGGUGCUAACGGCCCAGCAGCUGCCCAAGCUGAACGCAGAGAAGCCCAGUUCUAUUGUGGAUCCUCUGGUGCGAGUGGAGAUCUAUGGGGUGCCCGCAGACUGUGCCCACAAGGAGACAGACUAUGUGCUCAACAAUGGCUUCAAUCCCUCCUGGGAGCAGACCCUGCAGUUCCAACUGCGGGCCCCAGAGCUGGCACUGGUCAGGUUCGUGGUAGAGGACUAUGAUGCCACCUCCCCUAAUGAUUUCGUGGGACAGUUUACGCUGCCUCUUAACAGCCUGAAGCAAGGGUACCGCCACAUCCACCUGCUCUCCAAGGAUGGAGCCUCGCUGUCCCCAGCCACGCUCUUUGUUCACAUCCGCAUCCAGAACCCUUGAGGGUCUCACUGCCUUACCCUAGGAUCAGCAGGUGCUGGUAUCAUGGAUGCAGUGCCCUCUCUGGAGCAAGGGACUAUGGGAGUACCAGCCCCUCACGCCCAGCCGGUCUUGGUCACCAGGUGCUGAGCACACCUGGGUGCUGACAGCUGUUCGGUCCCUCCGUGAGAUAGGACCGUGAUGGGUGUCCUGUGCAGGGGCCUGACUUUAGGGGCCUCCACCUCUGGGGCCAUGAGGUGGCCCCAGCUCCCUUUUGUCUUCGAUUUGAGGAGAAGGACACAUAGCCCUCUGACCUCCAGCGGGACUAUCUUAGCCUCCUUCCCCUUCCGCCUUCCUGGCUUCUCCUUCCCUUCCUGUGACAGGCGAGCGGGCAGCAGGUGAGCCCUGGGGAAAACCUAGCAGUAGGUUUGUAACUUGUGUCAUAGAAGAGCCCUGGAGAGGGCAGAAGAGUAACUGUUUUUUAAAAAUGUUUAAGAAAAAGUGAACCUUUCCACUUUAUUUCCCUAGGCCCGUUGGCAGACAGAC
This is a messenger RNA of Acomys russatus (golden spiny mouse), 3051 nucleotides long. RefSeq names its product phospholipase C delta 3 (gene Plcd3). NCBI's taxonomy places the organism in Eukaryota, Metazoa, Chordata, Mammalia, Rodentia, Muridae. The record is from RefSeq and is a predicted model, not a curated record. Gene Ontology annotation, molecular function: phosphatidylinositol-4,5-bisphosphate phospholipase C activity. The coding region runs from base 169 to 2529 and encodes 786 amino acids. Gene Ontology annotation, biological process: intracellular signal transduction; lipid metabolic process. The transcript has 15 exons.